AUGGCCAUCGAAGACAUGAGUAGCUCAGUUUGGAUGGAGUAUCGGCAAAGCAGAUUGCUUGAGCAGAAUGGAUGCAGCGCUGAAAAACCGCCAUGGACUCCCAAUGGCACCCAUCCGACGUCGCAGGGCGCCGACAGCGAAAGCAUCAAGCUUGCCGACAACCACAAUGUAGCUUUGGAGGACGCCCCUUCUUUCAAGACCGCCACACUGCAG
Klebsormidium nitens is the source of this 213-nucleotide messenger RNA. Lineage: Eukaryota; Viridiplantae; Streptophyta; Klebsormidiophyceae; Klebsormidiales; Klebsormidiaceae. The record is from the annotation of a GenBank genome assembly.